Messenger RNA from Nezara viridula (southern green stink bug), 444 nucleotides. NCBI's taxonomy places the organism in Eukaryota, Metazoa, Arthropoda, Insecta, Hemiptera, Pentatomidae. The record is from the annotation of a GenBank genome assembly.
AUGUCCUCGACCAGCGCACCGCGCAGAGUAGGCUUGCCAAAUUUUGCGGUGGAGAUACGACAUCCAAGAGUGGAAAACUGGCCUCUAAUGGAUUCGCCAUUUCCAACCCUAUUUAUGGUUGGAGCGUAUUUAUAUUUCGUAGUCUUCCUGGGUCCAAAAAUGAUGGAAAACAGGAAACCCUUCAAACUCAAUUCUGUCCUGAUAGUCUACAACGCUGCGCAGACAUUGUUCAGUCUCAUCAUGUUUUCUGAGCAUCACAUAAUGGACAGUCCAAACUUCUGCCCGAAACGAGGAGUUUGUGUCCACGGACCAUGUCCAACAGGCAAGGCCACAUUACGUUAUGCGUCUAGCAGGAAACCUAUAGGUACCCGCAUGGUAAAUGGUUACGAGGACGUACAUAUAUCUGUCUUGCUCGAAAAGGAAAUUAGAAUUAAUUGCGAUUAA